AUGGGCGAAAACAUUGAAAUGAGUGCCAACGGCGGGCCAAAUAAAGACCCGCAUAUAAGCCACGACUUGAAACACAAAUACGAGUCAAUGACGAAAAAAGCGCGGAUCAAGACUAGCGUACGGCUGGCCAUAGUAGUGAUGUGCGCGGCGGCAAUGAUCUACCAGGUUAUUGUACUUACAGCACAAUACCUUAACGGUCAGACACUGGUCAAUAUUAAAAUCGAACAGAUCAAGUAUAAUAAAAUACCCGCAUUCACCGUAUGCUACCCACGGCUACUGUCCUUUAAGCGUGUGGCUGAGGUAUAUCCCGAUUCGUACGGUCAACUGUACGCUACUUACAUGGACACCAUGCGAAGUGUCGCCCAAGGUGAUAUUAGCUAUCAUGACAACAACGUGACCACGAACCUUAAUGAUUUGUACGAGGGCAAUGUAACAGCGUUGAUUAAUAAAGAGCACCGACUGCGCGAUUUGUUUGACCUGAGCAUACCCUACUAUUAUGGGAACCGGAGUUCAAGUUUGUUCAACAAGGACAAAUUAACCGAGUUUGCUAUCGAUAUACACGUUAAUGCGAUAAGGUUAUUUAAUAAUAAUAAAACCCUUAAUGUAAUCGAGAUCACCGAUACUGAACCAAUCGAGUCACUGGUGAUGCCCGACGGCCGGCAGGGGUUCAAGUGUUUUACAUUUUUCAGUCAAAUGAAACCCAAAUGGAGAGAAUACCAGAUUGAUUUGAAAGAGAUGAAUAUGAACAUCUAUCAGCACGAAUCGUGGUUCCCACCUAGCUUGUACGAAGGUGGCGCGCACGUGCACCUGUCAAUGCACUCGCCAAACAUACUACCCCAGCAAAUGUCACCCAACAAUUUUGUGCGACUAAAAACGGGCAAAUGGUACGAAAUGACGUACAACCGGUGGAAAACCAUACUAUUACCACCUAGGUAUGACACCAAAUGUCGCGAGUAUGACUUAAAAAGCACAAGGGCGGGUGACUAUCAGCUCCGGGCCGAUUGCGUUAAUCAAUGCGUUUACGACGGUUUGCUUAAGACUUGCGAUGCAGACAAACUGUCACCUCUUAAGGGCCAACCUCUUGGUAAUAGCGAUAACACCGGUAGCGUCAACACCAGCACAGGUAAAAUUGGCAAGGUGGGCAAAGGUCUCGGCAAACGGCAACAGCACAACGCAACCCUAUGCCUGUACCGGUCGGAUAGUCUAUGGCGACAAGAGCUGGUGGCACCGGGCGCACCCCUGGCAGAUGAGCGCAUAUGCGCCAAAUACGAGGUUGGCACUAUAAAAUCAACAUUGGCCGGGGCUGAUAAACAAGCCUUUGAGCGUACGGUAGACCGGAGGGCGUGUUUCCGACAGCACGCCUCCCGAGUAAACGGCGAGUGCGAACUCAAGUGUCCGCAAGAGUGCAAUAACAGGUAUUAUAACUAUAACGUUAAGACCAGCGAUAAGCUGCCCGGCCAUUCGCCCUGGACUAAGCAGACACAUGUCCGUAUGGCACACAAUCAGUUGCCCGAUCAGAUCACCGAGCACAUACCCGAGAUCAGUUUUGUUCAGUUUAUCGGCACGUUUGGAGGGUUGGUGGGCAUGUGGGUCGUAAUCUGUGCCAUCGCUAUGAUUUACCAAGUAAUUGAUUAUACGGCACAGUAUAUGAGCGGCCAAACACUGGUAAACAUCCAGAUCGAAGAGAGCAAGUACAACAAAAUACCCUCAAUUACCAUAUGCUAUCCCCGGCUACUGUCAAUGAAACGAGUUGCUGAUGUAUACCCUGUGAAUUAUAAGGAACAGUACAGCGCCUACUUAGAUACUAUGCAAAGUAUCGCUGAUGGUGAUAUUAGUUAUGAAAACAGCACGAUGGUCUCAUACCUAAACGAUUUAAAAGUGAUGCACAUAAACAUCUAUCAGCACGAGUCGUGGUUUCCACCUAGCUUGUACGAUGGGUCGGCCCACGUAUAUCUGUCAAUGCACUCGCCAAACAUAAUGCCCCAGCAAAUGAGCUCGAACAAUUUCAUCCGGCUACAAGCGGGCAAAUGGUACGAAAUGACGUACAACCGGUGGAAAACCAUACUAUUGCCGCCCGGGUAUGACACCAAAUGCCGCGACUAUCGCCUAAGCAGCACCAAAUCAGGCGAUCAACUGCGGGCCGACUGCGUUAAUCAAUGCAUUUACGACGGUCUGGUCAAGCAUUGCGACCAUGAUAAACAAGCAGCCCAGCAUGGUCAAGAGCCCCUAUGCCUGUACCGAUCGGAUAUUUUAUGGCGCAAAGACCUGGUGGAAUCUGGUGCACUUUUAGAUAACAAUCGCAUAUGCGCUAAAUAUGACCCUGGGACAGUAAACGCACACCUGGCCGAUGAGCGCACGGUAUAUCGUAGGGUGUGUUUGCAGAGUCACGCGUUACGUGUGAACGGCGAGUGCGAACUCAAGUGUCCGCAAGAGUGCAAUAAUAGGUACUAUAACUAUAACGUUAAGACCAGCGAUAAAAUGGACGCACACUCGCCCUGGACUAAGCAGACACAUGUCCGUAUGGCACACAAUCAGAUGCCUCAACAAAUCACCGAGCACAUACCCGAGAUCAGUUUUGUCCAGUAUAUAGGUACGGUGGGUGGGUUGAUGGGCAUGUGGGUAGGUUUGUCCGCGUUUGCCGUUUUGGAUUUUGCACUAGGUUAUAUAUAA
This is a messenger RNA of Medioppia subpectinata, 2670 nucleotides long. NCBI's taxonomy places the organism in Eukaryota, Metazoa, Arthropoda, Arachnida, Sarcoptiformes, Oppiidae. The record is from the annotation of a GenBank genome assembly.